UCGACGGCAAUGUCUCAGGAUAGUGAUGAUUCAUCAGAUUCACAACCUCCUCCUAAUGUAGAAACAUUGACAGAGACUUUGACGGAAGAGACGGAAGCUUUUGCCACAAAGCUUAUUCAAAAUGUGAAAGCAUUUGUCAAUAGCACUACUACAUCUAGAGAUGAAGUAAGGGCUAUGGUCAGAUGCCUCAAGAUUUGCAUCCUAAAGUUUAACUCCUCUUUGGGGGAAGAGGGAUUAGCGGUUGAUAACUCGGUGGUUCAACCUAAGGCCAAAGACUCGGAGGGAAGAAACACGGACGAGUAUAGAGAAAACGCAAACGAACUUUUGAGGUUUCUGAAGAAUCAUACGUUGGAGUAUUAUCUAACUGCUUUGCAUCCUCUUCCUACAACUGCAACUAGCGAGGCAUUGAGAACUCUCCGCGUCAUCAGAUCCGAGGUGCGUGACUGUGAUAUUCUAAUCGAUAGAGUGAUGUUUGAAGGUUAUGAUUGCAUAACAACAAUAGAGGAUGAGGAAGAAGAAGAAGAAGAAGAAGAAGAUGAUGAGGAGGAUGAGAAAGAAGAUGAAGGUAUCUGA
Messenger RNA from Camelina sativa (false flax), 573 nucleotides. RefSeq lists its product as uncharacterized. The record is from RefSeq and is a predicted model, not a curated record. NCBI's taxonomy places the organism in Eukaryota, Viridiplantae, Streptophyta, Magnoliopsida, Brassicales, Brassicaceae.